Messenger RNA from Penicillium argentinense, 1308 nucleotides. Its product is annotated as Zn(II)2Cys6 transcription factor domain-containing protein. Gene Ontology annotation, biological process: regulation of DNA-templated transcription; DNA-templated transcription. The transcript has a single exon. The coding region runs from base 1 to 1308 and encodes 435 amino acids. NCBI's taxonomy places the organism in Eukaryota, Fungi, Ascomycota, Eurotiomycetes, Eurotiales, Aspergillaceae. The record is from RefSeq and is a predicted model, not a curated record. Gene Ontology annotation, molecular function: zinc ion binding; DNA-binding transcription factor activity, RNA polymerase II-specific; DNA binding.
AUGAGGACCUCACGGUAUUCUACCUCCCGACAAAAGGCCUGUCGAACCUGCUCUUCCGCAAAAGCAAAAUGCGACAGGCAAGCUGGAGGGUGCACUCGAUGCGCGCAACGUGGUCUCGACUGUGAUUUCGGCCAACAACACGCCUCCACAAAUAAUACUCGACAAGCGGAUUCUAAGGAAAGACUCCCCUGCAGUCCCGCAUCUCUAUCGGACUCGCUUGUCACAAGUAACUUUGGAGAUGGAAGCUCCACGAUCGAGGGCGCGAGCUUGUCGAGCCUACCAUCGCCUGGAACUAUGGCGUCGACGAUCGUCCAAGGAUCACCAAAUGCCUUUCCCAGUACGCAGGGCAGGGCACCCGUAGUAUCCGGGGGCGCAGGAAUGGCUUUUCCUCAAUCCAAUCUGGACUUUACCAGACUUGACCUUGCUUGUCCAAUCAACGUGGACGAGAUCAACUCUCGCUGGAUGAAUGCCUACAUUCCCGACCCCCAGCAGCAAAUUAAAAGAUACCCACCUAGCAUCAUCUCAUUUAUACAUCGGAUCUUCAAGUCAUAUGUUGCGGCAGCAAUCCGCGGACGCGGCCUACUCCCAUUCGUCCACCCGGCACAAAUGAAGCACCAGACGACCACUUCGCCGCUGACAACAUGCCUAAGCUUGAUCCGAAUGUGCCAGAACCCCUUACCCAGAAGCGAAGGGGUAGCAGCAGCGAUAUUCCAGCGCGAGAUGGAUACCAUCACGCAAAGCCGCGAAAGCUACGACGAUCUCUCCCUACUAGCCGCGUUCCAGGCAUACUUAAUCUACGCCAUGGUCCUCUUCUUCCGCCUCGGCAUAACCCGCCACCACUCCCUCCGCCAAACAAUGAUGACCCUGCAAGAGCUUGCGCACGCCUCCUCGCGUGGUGGUCUAGUGUGCGUAGCCGACCAAACUCGCACCCGGCCCCGAUGGGAAGAAUGGAUCGUGGCAGAAGCAAAGCGAAGAACUAUUUACACGAUGUAUCUUUUUGAUAGUGUCGUCUCGACACAGGAGAAUCUCCCUACUUAUCUUGGUACAGAGCUGCAAGGACUUCCUGCCCCUGCGGCGGGGUCUAUAUGGGAGGCUAGUAGCCGGCCUGAGUGGGAGCAGGCAUACAAUUUGUUUCUGGCGGAGUGGAUGGGCCCUGGUCUUGCUAUUGAUGAACUUUGGCCGAUUCCUCCGGAUUUGGAUGGGGCCGGUGUUGCGAGAAGGAGAGGGAGAGUUGAUCAUUGGUUAGAAGAUGUUGAUAGCUAUGGGACGAUGCUUUAUGCGGUGGUGAGUUGUACGCAUGGAGGUUGA